UCGAUAAAAAAGAUGAAUAAUUUUUGCUAUAUAAAACACCCAGUCUUCUAAGUCAUUUAAACUCACUAUCGAUCAGGCUAUAUAAUGCUAUUGUUAAACUUUGAAGAAUUAGUCGGGAAGAAAAAAGAACUGGGGGUGACUGGUAAAAAAACCAAAAACUUCCGAUUUGUUACCAGUCACCCCCAGUUCUUUUUUCUUCCCGACUAAUUCUUCAAAGUUUAACAAUAGCAUUAUAUAGCCUGAUCGAUAGUGAGUUUAAAUGACUUAGAAGACUGGGUGUUUUAUAUAGCAAAAAUUAUUCAUCUUUUUUAUCGACUUUAUAGAACUCGUGCAUGCCUAACCCUAGUCUGAAUUCCUGGCGCCGCCGCUACUUGUAAUUAUGUGCUUUUUUUUCUUGAGCAGCACCAGUACAGUCCGGAGUAUCUAUUAGAGCAACCAAAAACAGAUCAUUAGAGUUUUUCACGAAUACUUAGACAUCCGUACACUUCAAAUUUCGAGCACACUUAACUUAACCAUAAGAAAUUUAUUUUUCUUAUAAUUUAUUUUUUUCAAAGGCAAUUUUUUCUACGGUUGCCCCAUGUUCAUAUGUUCGUGGUCAUCUUCGUAGUAUGGUGAAUUUUUCAUCAUUUUUUGGUCAACGUUCUCGUAAAAAUAAAAAUGAAAGAUUAUUAAAUGAAAUUGAAAAACAUAUUUGUCUUAAAACAACAUCAGCUAAUAAACAACAAUUUAAUCUUGAUUAUUUACCUUAUUUAAGUCGAAAUCUUAUAUCAACAUUAAAACAAAAUACACAAGAAAUAGCUAUUGAACAAUGUAUUUCAUUAUUAGAUGAUUAUUAUCUUAAUCGAGAUGAUUUACAAACAAUUAUGGAAUUAAAUACAUGGGGUAAAACUGGUAAAAAUUUAUAUGAUCAACUUGAUACACAAACGAAAUCUGCAUUAACAAGAAAUUAUAAUAAAACAAAUCAUCGUACACCAUAUGCAAUAGUUGAUAUUAAAAAAUUAAAAAAAUCGAAAGGACUUAUGGAUGAAGAUGAGGAGGAAGAAGACGAGCAAGAAGAAGAAGAACAAAAAGAUGAUAUUCCUAUUGAAGAAGAUGCUAUGAUUAAAUUAGCUAAAAAGCCAAUAGGAAAAGUUCCGUUAAAAAAAUCACGAAAAAAAUAA
Adineta steineri is the source of this 1160-nucleotide messenger RNA. Lineage: Eukaryota; Metazoa; Rotifera; Eurotatoria; Adinetida; Adinetidae. The record is from the annotation of a GenBank genome assembly.